Messenger RNA from Bubalus bubalis (water buffalo), 5710 nucleotides. RefSeq names its product coiled-coil domain containing 120 (gene CCDC120). The transcript is spliced from 10 exons. NCBI's taxonomy places the organism in Eukaryota, Metazoa, Chordata, Mammalia, Artiodactyla, Bovidae. The record is from RefSeq and is a predicted model, not a curated record. Bases 2176 to 4071 code for a protein of 631 amino acids.
GUGAGGGGAAAAGGGCAUGGGUAUGUUGAAGUUCCCUGCCAGAGAGAGCGAGGUUUGUGUGAGAGGCACAACCAGGAAGCAAGGCCUGGCUAAAGGGGCAAAGCCUAAAAUGUCCAAUUUCCUUUCCUGGCAUGAAGCCGGUUCUUUGCUGGAAGUGGAUGAGGGGAAGGGACGAGGGAGAAGAGAAGCUGGCACCCUAUUAGCAGAAGAGUGCCCCUUCUCCACUCCCUCCUAUUUCCUGUCCCCUUUCCUCCACUGCUGAGGUAGCCCUUGCUCCCCUUCAAGGGCUCAUCCCCCUAGGAAAGCGUAGAUUGGGGUAUUGAGAAACUGCCUCCCACACCUGUCUGCCCUCCACCCCUAUCUGUCCCCCUAGAGGGGGCCCUGGGGGAACCUCUCGGGCAGUGUGGGGAACAGUGCAGUACAUCAGGAGUUGUUAUUUGCUCCAGAGAUGGCAGGAUGUAGAAAUGGGGGUCCCACUGAGGUGUUGGGGUGCCACCUAGGUGAGGUGUCUUGGUUGUAAACAGUCAUUACAGCCAGGAAUUUCUUUCUCGGCUGUGGUGUCAGAAGGGCAGACCUGAAAAACCUGCUGGGCCCGGCCGCCUCUGGGUGUGUGUGGGGGCCCUUUGCAGCUCUCUCACUGCAGCCCAUCCUCAGAUAGGACAGGGACACAGGGUCACCAGUGGGGAGCCCCCGGGGCUGGUUGGGAGUGUGUUGGGGAGGGAACUGCUGGGAUCCCCUCUUUCUCACCAUCCUUGGGUGGGAACCAGGCUGCCCCAGGCCCCCAGGCCAGCAUGGAGAGGGUAGGCGAGUGGAGGCAGAGGCUUGGGAGCGGGUGUGAGAGUGUGGGGGUGUGGGGCGUUGACCUGUGUCUAACCUGCCUGAUGACCCCAUGACUCAGGCCCUAGCUAUGUCCCUGAAGUCAGGCUGACAGGGUGUGGAGUCGGGGUUCCUGUCUGGACCCCGUGUGGACUUCCAGGAUGCCACAAGCUCUACAAGCUCCCAGGGAAGGAAGGCUGAGGGAGAUGGAAGGAAGAUGAAGCAGCCCAGUGUGGGAUGGAGGAGUGAUCCUGGUGAAUGGGCCCAUUGGGGAGGAGUUGAGGCUCCUGUUGGGGUUAAGGAAGGUUUAGGGGAGCCCUCCUCAAACCCAAAUGGGAGCUGGGGAAGAAGGAACCCCUGGAGCCAAGGAGCAGAGGAAUCUAAGCUGGGACCUCAAGGAAAGCCUACCAUGCCAGGCAAUGUCAGACCUUGGAAGGUAGCUGCUGCCUGGAGGUGCAAAAUAGCUUUAGGGACUGACCCCACCCUGAUUUUGAGGAUUAGGAACCCCUGCUUUGUUGGAGGGGCAUAGACCCCAAGAGGUGGGUGAGAGGCCUGCUGAGAAACUGCUGGCACCCUAUUAGCACCUUGGCCAUGUACUCCAAGAUACACAUAGGGAAGGGGCUUGAACCCACCCCACCAAGGCUGCCUGGGUCCUCACACCUGGCCACCACGUAACGACAAGCUGGGGAUUGCGGAGGCAGGUAGAGAUGGAACCUCGGUAGCUUCAGGAGGUCCCCCCAGUCGCCUGCUGCCGAGGUCAGACCAGGUGGUGGGAGGUGAUGUCACCUAGCUGCCCAGCUGGGGACUGAGCAGGCUGUGGGAGGGAGGGAGCAAACUCCAAAGGAAGGGAUGAGGACAGGGCUGGCAACCAGCCAAGGCUAGCUGCAUGGUCAGCCAGGGUGUCUGGGGCAGAGAAGGAGGCAGUCGCUUGUUAUCUGCAGUUGUGGACUUUGCCACUCCCAGUCCUGGCAGGGUGACUUCCCUAUGCCUGUGUGGGACAGGCUGGCAUGCUGGGUGGGGCUGGAUGGGUCCUGAGGCCAAGUGCACACUUUUGCUGCUGCACCAGGGCCACAGGAUGGAGUUGGGACAAGGAGCAACUCACAGACCUUGCAGUCUAUUCUUUUAUUCACCCAGCAGACACUCCCUGAGUACUUGCUGUGUGCCCGGAAGUAUUCUGAAUGCCAGAGAUACUGAUAACAUUUUCUGUUCUCAUAAAGGCAAGACUCCUGACGGUGGCCCAUGGGCCUCUGACGAGGUGUUGUAAGUCCGCCCAGCUCCCCACUUGCUGUGCUCCCACUCAAUGGGAAGGGAACUAAGGCCUUGUGCAGCCAUCAGUCACGGCAUCCUGACAGCUUCAGGAUGGAAGUCAAAGGUCAGCUGAUCAGCUCUCCCACCUUCAACGCCUCAGCUGCCCUGUUUGGAGAGGCUGCACCCCAGAUGAAGUCAGAGCGUCUACGGAGUCUGCUCGACCGGCAGCGGGCCCUGCAGGAGGCCCUGAGCCUGAAACUUCAGGAGCUUCGGAAAGUGUGUCUCCAGGAGGCGGAGCUGACUGGCCAGUUGCCUCCCGAGUGCCCACUGGAGCCUGGUGAACGACCCCAGUUGGUCCGCCGGCGCCCCCCUGCAGCCCGCGCCUACCCUCCACCGCACCCUAACCCAGCACACCACUCCCUGUGCCCCACUGAGGAGCUGGCGCUUGAGGCCCUGGAGCGAGAGGUGUCUGUGCAGCAGCAGAUCGCCGCAGCUGCCCGCCGCCUGGCCUUGGCCCCCGAGCUCAGUGCCGAGCAGCGCCGGCGCCGGCGCCAAGUCCAGGCAGAUGCCCUUCGGAGGUUGCACGAGCUGGAGGAGCAGCUUGGGGAGGUCCGGGCCCGCCUUGGCCUCUCGGGGCUCCCGCCAUCCCAGCCCCUGCCCCUGUCCACCGGAGGAGCCGUUAUCACCGCCCAGGGAGUCUGCCUGGGCACGCGUCUCGCUCAGCUCAGCCAUGAGGAUGUAGUUCUGCACUCGGAGAGCAGCUCCCUCUCAGAGUCUGGGGCCAGCCAUGAUAAUGAGGAGCCCCGUGGCUGCUUCCCUCUGGCUGAGCGCCCCUCACCGCCCAAGGCCUGGGACCAGCUGCGGGCAGUCUCUGGGGGCAGCCCUGAGCGGCGAACCCCAUGGAAACCACCCCCAUCGGAUCUUUAUGGGGAUCUGAAGGGCCGGCGAAACUCUGUGGCCAGCCCCACCAGCCCUACACGCUCACUGCCUAGGAGUGCCUCCAGUUUUGAGGGGCGAAGUGUGCCUGCUACUCCUGUCCUCACCCGGGGCGCUGGCCCCCAGCUCUGCAAACCCGAAGGCCUCCAUUCUCGCCAGUGGUCCAGCAGCCAGGACUCCCAGAUGGGCUUCCCACGGGUGGACCCUGUCUCCGACCGCACCUCCCUCUUCGCAGCUCGCACCCGCCGCAGCAAUAGCUCCGAGGCCCUGCUGGUGGACAGGGCAGCGGGUGGGGGAGCUGGGUCCCCGCCCGCACCUAUGGUUACCCCUGCCACCGGUCCUCCAGUCUGCAAGAGCAGUGAGGUGCUAUAUGAGCGCCCCCAGCCAACCCCCGCCUUCUCCUCCCGCACGGCUGGCCUCCCAGACCCUCCCCGGGCUGCCCGGCCCAGCUCAGCCGCGCCGGCCUCCCGCGGGGCCCCCCGGCUCCCACCCGUGUGUGGGGACUUCCUCUUGGACUAUUCCCUGGACCGGGGCCUGCCCCGUGGGGGUGGCGGGACAGGCUGGGGGGAGCUGCUGCCCGCAGCUGAGGUUCCAGGACCCCUCUCCCGCCGGGAUGGGCUCGUCGCCAUGCUCCCAGGCCCACCGCCUGUGUAUGCAGCUGACGGCAGCAGCCCCCUCCUCCGCAGCAAGGACCCCCAUAGCCGUGCCCCCCGCACCAAGCCCUGUGGUCUGCCCCUGGAGGCCGCCGAGGGCCUGGAGGCACAUCCCAACCCUGUGCUGUGGAUGCCCCCACCCGCCCGUAUACCCCCGGCCGGUGAGCGCAGCGGCCACAAGAACCUUGCCCUGGAGGGGCUGCGGGACUGGUACAUCCGGAACUCGGGACUGGCCUCGGGGCCCCAGCGCCGGCCUGGGCUCCCCCACAUGGGCCCGCAGCACCCGCCCUUCCUCCAUGCCCGCUGCUAUGAGGUGGGCCAGGCACUGUACGGGGCCCCCAGCCAGGCGCCGCUCCCGCACUCGAGGAGUUUCACGGCGCCCCCUGUCUCCGGCAGGUAUGGGGGGUGUUUUUACUGAUGGGAAGGGGUCUCUUGAGGCAGAUGGCAAAGGUGUCCAGGCCAGGGAGCAGCUAGUCAUGGUAGCUAAUGACACGGACCACGAAAGAAGUAGCUGCAGCCUUGGCCUGUGGUCCCUGGGCCUGCCUGACCCGCAUUAAUCCGUGGGGACUCGGCGGAGGGGUCUCUUGGGCCCCGGUAGCAGCAGUUCUUCACCGAACUAUUCGAGAGUUGUAAUAGUUGAACAGCCAGUGCAUGUCAGCUAAAAAUGAGCCUUGAAACUAGGGUGCUGGGAGGAAGGGCUGUCCUGUGCCCCUUGCCUUUCUCUUCCUCUUUUCACCGCGCCCCGCACCUGCGAGCCUAAAGGUACUCUCCUGUGCCUGUUUCCACCUCUUUAACAAGCCUCUUUUCCUCUUUCUGUGUCUUGUCCGUGUUUUCCUCUGUCCGGUCUUCCCACCCUGUCUUCUGGAUUCCUGCUACCCCUUCUAAAGAUACUACGCGGACUUCCUGUACCCCCCGGAGCUGAGCGCUCGUUUAAGUGACCUGACGCUAGAGGGGGAGCAGUCUUCCGGUUCUGACCCCCAGACCCCGGGAACACUGGUCUGACCCCUUCUGACAUGCCCCUUAUUGGCCUGGACAAGACUCCAGUUUGGGGAGCGCACAGCUGACCUCGCUGAGCCCUGGGAUAGGGUUGCUGUCACUCCUGGUGGUGGGCACCAACCUGAUCAUCCAAGGCCCCUAGCUCCCUGUGGGCCCAUAAAGGUGUCUGACACCCUGCAUCUCCUUUCAUGCUGUGCUGGAGACUGGGGGCCCUCCGCCAGCUUAAAAGAGAGGAGGUGAUGUAAUGGAGACUCCAAGCCCCUUCCUCCAUUUCUGUUUACAGUUGUGAUUUAGGUAUUCACUGUCCUCCCCCAACACUAGACAUUUUAUAAAAAGGGAAACUGUGAUCUCAUCCUGGUUGGGUUCAUUCCUGUCCCUGUGCCCAGCCUGCUCCAUUCAGGAACCCCCUCCACAAAAUGGACCAGAUAGGGUCUUGGGGCCCAAUUUAGGGCGGUCAGGAGACUGAUGUGAACAGAACUCCCUGCCACCCAUCCACUGGGACAAUUUUUUCUUGGCAGAGGUGCCCACAUUUGGAAAGAAUGAAGUCUCUGCCCACAUGUGGAAGGACUGAAGUCUGGGUGGGAGGCUUGGGUUCAUUUUCCCUUACCCAGGGGUGCCUGAAGGUGCCCCAGAUCCUGUCUGUCUGUGCCCGCUGCCUCUGCCCACAGAAUCAGAUGGCUCAGCCUUUGGUGGCAGCCUCUGCCCUCUUCCCAAUCAGGAAGCCCCACAGGAGGACCAAAGGGCAGAGCCAUUGGGUGUUUUGUGUCCUGGAAUGCUGCGGUGGUGGAACCUAGCAUCUGGUAGAUGCCAGUGAAAUCCUCAAGUGACGUCUUGCCACUGGCUCCAUCACAUCUUCCUUGGCUUUCCUUCCAUCCACCACUUUAAAAAAAAAAUCCACACAAGCUGUGUUUUCUAUGAUACCUUUCUGUGACUUUCUGAAGCUGGGGGUUCCUCUACCCCCUUUACCUGGUGUGAAAACUUUUCUUUUUGUACCAAUGGUUCUGGACCCAAAACACUACCCACAUUGGAAGGGGAUUUCUAUAAUAAAUGUGUAAACUGAA